CGGCCUUCGGCCAGCUCCCUCGACCGAUCUUCACAACCUCAUCCGUUCCCAGAGGGCACUGGGGCACUGGAGAUGGAUGGCCUGACCAGCAGCGAGAUCGCCGGCUUCGUGGUGGGUGGGCUGCUGCUCGGCGCCACCAUCACUGCGCCCAAGGUCGAUGGCUUCAUUGCCUCUUCCCAAAGAAGGUCACUUGGUAUGUGUAAAAGGUGCGGUGAUCUUCAGAUUGUAGCAUGCUCACAGUGCAAAGGAAUGGGCUCAGUUCGGAAAGGAGGUGUACUUAGUUUGGGCAUGCUAGAUGAUCUCUACGAAUCACUUGGAGCUGAAGCCAAGACUGACAAUUUAGUUCCAUGCACAAAGUGCAGAUCCAAAGGCCGUCUCUUGUGUCCAGAGUGCUCGAAGAUUGUAUGAUCCUUCAAUAAUAAUAAUGAUACAAGGAAAUAUAAGGUUCUAAGUUAUGCUCACAAAUUUCCGUGCUUUAAUUGGCACAAACUGAUGAUACUACAGCCAAAUGCAGUCUGAUUUUUCUUCUUCAUGAUCGCAUCUUGAUGUUUAGUUUUAAACUGCAAGUUUUAAUAUGUGUUUCCAUUUUACAAUUGGAAGGAAAAAACA
This is a messenger RNA of Sorghum bicolor (sorghum), 609 nucleotides long. RefSeq lists its product as uncharacterized. The transcript is spliced from 2 exons. The record is from RefSeq and is a predicted model, not a curated record. The coding region runs from base 73 to 408 and encodes 111 amino acids. NCBI's taxonomy places the organism in Eukaryota, Viridiplantae, Streptophyta, Magnoliopsida, Poales, Poaceae.